Messenger RNA from Cimex lectularius (bed bug), 1309 nucleotides. RefSeq names its product dynein assembly factor with WDR repeat domains 1-like. Lineage: Eukaryota; Metazoa; Arthropoda; Insecta; Hemiptera; Cimicidae. The record is from RefSeq and is a predicted model, not a curated record. The coding region runs from base 235 to 1230 and encodes 331 amino acids. Gene Ontology annotation, molecular function: protein binding. The transcript is spliced from 7 exons.
UUUUUAGAAUUUGAGUCAAGGAGUGAUAACUUUUAUUUCAUUAUUGUUGGCUUCCUCAGCUGUAUAAGGAUGUAAUUUAAAAAAUAAUAAUGCCAAUACAUAUGAGCAGAUAAAUAUUCUUAAGCCAUCUGAUGUGUAAUGUUAAAGAGAUAAAAUAAAAACAGCAGUUGGAUAUAUAAAAUAAGUGAGGUAAUGAAAUAAGUUUUCACCAGUGUUGUUUAAAGUGCAGUCUUUAUGUCUGGCAAAAGUUCUAAGUGUGAACUAAAUGUCAUUAAUAAAAUUACACAAGAAAAUGACAUAUUAUCUGCACGUUACUCAAAUGAUGGGAAUGAAAUAUUCGCUGGGAGUAUCAACGGUGAAAUAUGCAGAUACGAGUCACGGACCUUGAAGCUGUUGUCCGCUUAUACUGAUGACGAUAUGUCAGGGAACAACAACCCGGUCACCUCUGUCACACCCCUGGUGCAGUCCAGUGAGAAAUUCCUUACAUCUCAUGCAAACGGUUGGGUAAAAGUGUGGGACAUACAAAGUGGAAACUGCGUUCUGACGAUACGAGAGAGGGCACAAAUAAUGGCUGUGGUGCCCCAUCCAAAACGGGACCGGCUCGUUACCUUGAGUGAGGAUGCUAGGAUAAGGCUUUACGACUCCAACAGUGGACAACUGACCAUGACUUUUGAAAACAGCUACACGAAAGAAAAAAUGACAGGACACGACUCGAAAAUAUUUGCAGCCAAGUUCCACCCCAAACAAAUAAAUGAGUUUAUAUCAGGAGGAUGGGAUGAUACUGUACAAUUCUGGGAUAUGAGGAAGCAAAAUUCAAUAAGGUACUUUGCAGGCGCUCAUAUCUGCGGUGACGGGCUCGACAUCGAUCCAGCUGGUGAUAUGGUGUUGACCUGCGCCUACCAAGCAAACAAUAGCUGUCGCAUUUGGAGUUAUAACACAGCAAAGCUAUACAUGGACAUCAGUACAGAAACUUCCAGGUUGUAUUGUGGAAAGUAUAUUGGACAGAAAUUCUUGAUGACUGGUGGCUCGGACCCAUGCCUAGUGAGAAUUAUAAACCUUUUUACUUUUGGAACUCUGGCAACCUACAAGAGUCCCCAAUUGGGAGUUUAUUCCCUAGACAGCUUCAGAAGGGGUGAGAAAAAGGACACAAUACUUAACCACAAAAUUAUAAUGGCAUCAGGAAAUGUGCUGACCGAGUUGGAAGUUCGUUACACAUACACUAUAUCAUAACAAUAUAGUAUUUUAUUCUCCUUAUCUUAUAUGGGUGUUUUUUGAAUAAACUAUUAGGUUGACCAAAGUUAAAUAAAUA